Messenger RNA from Stegodyphus dumicola, 492 nucleotides. RefSeq lists its product as uncharacterized. NCBI's taxonomy places the organism in Eukaryota, Metazoa, Arthropoda, Arachnida, Araneae, Eresidae. The record is from RefSeq and is a predicted model, not a curated record.
AUGUCACGCAAUCAGUUCCGUGAAAUAAUGCGGUAUCUCAUAUUCGAUGUCCGAAGCACCAGAGCUGAUCGUCUCUCCACUAACAAAUUUGCUCUCGCUUCUGUAACCUGGUACAAGCUAAUGGAAAACUGUUAUUUAUGCUAUAAUCCUGGACCAGAAAUAACCAUUGAUGAACAAUUGUUGCCUUGUAAAUCAAGAUGUAGAUUUAUUCAGUAUAUGGCGAAUAAACCGGACAAGUUUGGCGUCAAAUUCUGGCUAGCAACUGAUGUAAAAUCCAAGUAUGUUUUGAAUGGUUAUCCUUAUCUGGGCAAGGAUAAAGAACGACCAACUAAUUUACAACUUGGGCAAAGUGUAGUUCUGAAAUUACUGCAACCACAUCUAAACUCCGGACUCAAUAUCACAACUGACAUUUUUUUUUUACUUCCUGUGAAACUUGCAGAUGAACUUUCUGCGAAAAUAAACCACAAUUGUGGAGACGAUGCUUCUGAAUAA